GUUGCGAUAAGCCCACUGCGCUUUGCUGUUAAGGGGGUAGUUGUAUUCGGGCGCGCAUUAGGGCUAUGGAAGAGGCCAUCCUGACUGGAUGGUAGAUUACCAUACUACCCCUCCAAAUGUCUGUGUAUUCGUGGUACAGUAACUCUGCCAGCCAGGCUGUCCUAUGUAUUUAUUGCGCUUCCAUUCGAGUCUUUUGUUAUCCCAGACAUCUUGAUCAUCUUGAUACCCCAGAUUCUAUCCACAGCAAUAGAUAUAAUGACCCAACAAAAUGCAUUAAUCACAGGCAUUGGCGGCCAAGAUGGCUCCUAUCUCUGCGAGCUCCUGCUUGAGGAAGGAUAUACAGUCCACGGCAUACUACGACCUCGCACAACCGAUGACUAUGUUCAAGUAGCUGUAUCCCAUGUAUUAGCUGCAGGGAAAAAGUACCCGAACAAACUUGUACUGCAUUAUGGAGAUGUAUUGGACCCUUACUUCCUAUUGGGUCUUUUUAGGGAACAUGCAUUUGACGAGGUCUAUCACCUUGCAGCGCAGAGCCAUGUGGGGACAUCCUUCAAGCUGCAGAUGUAUACAUGUGAUGUCAAUGCACUGGGAACACUGCGACUCCUACAGACAAUAUUGACUCUAGGAUUGGAAAAGAAGAUCAAGUUUUAUAAUGCAUGUUCAUCAGAGACAUUCGGUCAGACCAAGAAUGACAUCCAGGAUGAAUCAACUCCUCUCACCCCUGUAUCUCCCUACGCGGCUGCCAAAGCCUUUGCCUACUGGAUGACCGCAAGUGCUCGCAUCUCACACGGCCUCUUCGCCGUUAAUGGAAUCCUGUUCAACCACGAGUCUCCUAGGAGAGGACUUGAUUUCGUCACCCGAAAAAUUACUUUCGGCGUCGCUCAGAUCCACUUGGGUUUGAAAGAAUGUCUUACUCUUGGGAACCUCAAUUCGCGACGAGACUGGGGUCACGCCCGGGACUUUAUGCGAGGCAUUUACUCCAUGAUGAAACAGGCUAACCCAGAUGACUAUGUGCUGGCGACUGGAGAGACACGAUCUGUUCGAGAGUUUGUGGAGAUUGCCUUUCGAAAUGUCGGGAUUCAGCUACAAUGGAAAGGCAGUGGAGACAAGGAAAUCGGUGUGGAUGCCAACACUGGGCAGGUUAGAGUUCGUAUAGACCCCGAGCUAUACCGGCCGGCAGAGGUUGGGUAUUUGCGUGGCUCUGCAGAAAAGGCUGCUACACUUCUAGGUUGGAAAGCGAAAGUUUCGUUGGAGGAAUUGGCGAAGGAGAUGGUCGAGGCAGACAAAGAAUUGAUUCAAGGGAAGCCGGCGGAGUUUUGGAUUACAAGCAAGCUAUAGUCAUAGAUCAUCUGUAUAUAUGUUUCAUUGUCUCUCGGAUCCUAUUCUACCGUGGGAAACGAUGUUUAUAGCUUUGAAGGGCCCAUGCCACGGACCUUUCCUUGAUUGGCACUGUACCAGGCGAUUGUCUCUUUCAAUCCUUGCUCCAGACUCGUGAAUUGGAAAUCUCCCAGAAGAGCCCGCAUUUUGGCAUUGUCUGCGGUCUUUUUCAGCUGACCAUCGGUCUGGGUUGUAUCCCAUUGAAUAGCCCCUUCAAGUCCACUGAUUUCCGACACCAUC
Messenger RNA from Aspergillus wentii DTO 134E9, 1617 nucleotides. RefSeq names its product putative GDP-D-mannose dehydratase. NCBI's taxonomy places the organism in Eukaryota, Fungi, Ascomycota, Eurotiomycetes, Eurotiales, Aspergillaceae. The record is from RefSeq and is a predicted model, not a curated record. Gene Ontology annotation, molecular function: GDP-mannose 4,6-dehydratase activity. Gene Ontology annotation, biological process: GDP-mannose metabolic process. The transcript is spliced from 8 exons. Bases 256 to 1338 code for a protein of 360 amino acids.